Messenger RNA from Dendronephthya gigantea, 885 nucleotides. RefSeq names its product HD domain-containing protein 2-like. The record is from RefSeq and is a predicted model, not a curated record. The transcript is spliced from 8 exons. Lineage: Eukaryota; Metazoa; Cnidaria; Anthozoa; Malacalcyonacea; Nephtheidae. Gene Ontology annotation, cellular component: cytoplasm. The coding region runs from base 211 to 828 and encodes 205 amino acids. Gene Ontology annotation, molecular function: 5'-deoxynucleotidase activity.
UGUUCCUAAUUUCUAACAAAAUGAUCUAAUUUUAUCACUUUUCUUCAUAUGAAAAAGGUUAUUCAACCUUUUUUUACUACAGGUUUUGAAAUCGAUAUAGUUCUGAUGUAUUUCGAGUUUAUAGAUCUGCCCAGUUUUCAUCAAUAAAGUCACCAUUAAUUGCCACUUUAAUAUCAAAAUAUUGAAGUAGCUUUGUAGCAAGUUCUGGACAUGACUGAGUCAAAACAAGAUGUAUUGCAGUUCAUGACAGUUGUUGGCAAACUGAAAUCGCUUAAAAGAACUGGUUGGGUAAGGUCAGGUGUGAAUAAUCCUGAGCAUGUUGCUGAUCAUAUGUACAUGAUGGCUGUCAUGACCUUUUUCAUCCAAGAUGAUCACAAUCUCAACAAGGCAAGAUGCUUGAAACUUGCACUAGUUCAUGACAUGGCAGAAUGCAUUGUUGGGGACAUCACACCCUAUUGUGGUGUGAACAAGGAUGAGAAGCAUGCAAAAGAAAAGGAAGCGAUGAAACAAAUAUCUCUGCUUGCUGGGAACAAGGUUGGUCAAGAGUUAUUCAGUUUGUGGGAGGAGUAUGAAGCCCAGGAAACCGCAGAAGCAAAGUUCGUAAAGAAUUUGGAUCGCUUCGAUAUGAUCCUACAAGCACAUCAGUACGAACAAGAAUCUGGGCAGAGUGGUCAUCUUCAGGAAUUUUUCAACUCGACUGAAGGAAAGUUUGAUAAUCCUAUGGUGAAGGAUUGGGCUGCGCAGUUAACACAGCAUCGCAAGAGUUGCGAAGCUACUCAGAGAACUGCGUCUGACAAUGAAUGCAACAAAACAGGGGAUGAUCCUUAGCGUAUUCGCUGUAUACACGUUAAUGUGCAUCAUCUGAUUCAAAAUGGAUUUUUUCCU